AUGGGGCUGCGUGAGACACAAGCGGCAGACGUAUUCAUCACUCAGCGAUGGAUCCAGAACCGUGUUUGGCUUCUUUGCGUAUAUCAUGGCUUCCUGCGAUCAUAUUCCGAGCGACCCGAUUUGACUUUCGGUUACUCUGUGUUCAUCGCCAAGUCAACGCUUCAACUUCGCCGAUCAUUGAAACUGAGCUCAAUGGAAGCCCACGGAAUUGAAUUUUCCGAGAAGCUAUAUAAUACUGCCGUCAGUGCAACCGAUAUCCUCUGUAAUAUCAUUUCACCCUAUGGAACCGGAAUGGCACCACUGGCCAAAUUUACCGACUCGAUACCCACAACCCAGUUUAAAGCCCACUUGCACUCGUUACAGAUUCCGAGCAGCAAGAUAGCAACGUGGGCAACACAAUGA
Molecule: messenger RNA, 402 nt
Organism: Penicillium arizonense
Lineage: Eukaryota; Fungi; Ascomycota; Eurotiomycetes; Eurotiales; Aspergillaceae
Exons: 2
Coding region: 1-402 (133 amino acids)
Source: RefSeq, a predicted model, not a curated record